UCCGGUAUUUUAUUUUCAUUCAUGAUACUUCAAAUUUUUCGUUCCAAUUUCUCGUACGAGAAUGACCCAUCAUUCGCCAGUUUCUUUCAUGAGGAACAUGCACACAUUUAUCAAACGAUUCACAAAGAUUUUGAUAGACAUACCGUAACAAUCGAUCGACAUCUGCUUGAAGAAAUGGCCUUUCAUUUACGAGACGCCCCGUACGACGGUGUUGAUAAUUACACUCGGAUCAUGACCGCUCUUUUAGGUCUCAAAGAGCUAAAAGGUGUUGAACCAUUGGUGCCUGGAAUGAGCCGAGUUAUCAACGAUGUAAGUUCGUUUGAAUACCCUAUCGCUAUCGCCCCUUGUCGAGGGAAGUUCAGCAAUCAUCGAAGCCUCUUCAUAGCGGUUAUUUCGGCUCCGAGGAAUUUCGAAAGACGCGCCACUAUCCGUCGAACGUGGCCUCUUCAUUUGAAGAACCAAACGAAUUCGAAUAAACCUUUGGAUGUUGUAGGAUUCAGCUUCGUUGUUGGGCUCACCAAAGACGAUGUAAUCCAGCAAAAAUUGAUGGAAGAACACGAACGACAUCGCGAUAUGCUGCAGGUAAACAUGUACGAUAAAUACAGGAAUUUAUCGUUGAAGGUGACAGGUCUGCUGAAUUGGGUGCAUCGUUAUUGCCCACAAGUGGAUUUCGUCUUGAAAGUGGACGACGACGUCUACGUGAAUGUGCAUAAUUUGGCCACCGUCCUUCACUCACAUCCGCCUUCCGAGCGCAGUGUUUACGGACGCAAGUGCGGCGGAGGCACAGUCAGUGAAAGAACACCUCGCAACGACAGCAAAUGGGUUAUUUUUUACGAAAAUUGGCCAUGGCGUGACAUACCGCAUUAUUACCAAGGAGCUGGGAUCGUAAUGGCUGGCAGUGCUGUCCGUCCAUUGCUGGCGGCCAUCCAGACAACCCCGUAUUUCAUUUGGGACGACAUGUACCUGAUCGGACUAUGCGCCGUUAAAGCCAGGCUUCGUAUCCGUACGUCACAAAGCAUCUUUGUCGAUUGGCCGGAGAACUACGCCGAUCCGUGUUUGGUGCGCAACACUGUGACGUGGACAUUGAAGUCUUCAGAACAAAUGGAUGCACCGCACUUUGUCACUCACAAUUUGUAUCGCAAUUCGAACGUGUCGCGUUGCAUCGCCCGCACUUUCGACUUGGGUCCAAACCAGACUUUGGUCAACCAAUUAGAAAGUACCAUUAAUGAAACCGCCAUCGCAUUCGAGUUUCCUUUCGGUUUCAUGGAGCAAAUUUUAACGUACCACUCAUUCAAUCCGAUAUUUGCAAGCGAUAAAAGCAGGACCAUUGUUCUUCUUCAUUCUUCUGCUUCGCAAGGAAUGCGAAUGGCUGAUUCAAUUGAGGAAAACUCGAAUAAAAGUGCAAUCACUAUCGACCGAAAAUUGUUUGAUUACCUUAAAUCUCAUUUGUCAGGGACAGCGUACGAUGGUGUUGACAAUUACAUACGACUCAUGACAGUUGGUUUAGGACUCAAAGAGCUUACGAACGUCAAACCGCUUAUGCCCAAUAUGGGGCCGGUUAUAAACGACGUCACUUCGUUCGAGUAUCCCAUAACAGUCGCUACGUGCGGCCAGAAAAUGAAAACUACUCGCAGUGUCUUUGUAUCAAUCAUGUCAUCCCCGAAUCAUUUUGAAAAACGUUCCACCAUUCGUCAGACGUGGGCGAAUCACUUGAAAAAUCAAUCGAAGGUCAACAAACAGUUGGACGUCAUGGGGUUUACGUUCGUCGUUGGACUUACAAAGGAUAAAAUCGUUCAGAAAAAGAUGAUGGAUGAAAGUGAACAGCAUGGCGAUAUGUUGCAGGUGAACGUGUACGAAGAACAAGCAAAUGUGUCCGUAAAAGCAGCUGGACUUUUGAAUUGGGUGAAUAUGAAUUGCCCUCAAACGGACUACCUGUUAAAAGUGGAUGACGACGUCUACGUGAAUGUCCAUAAUUUAGCGACGGUCCUCUACGCCUUUUCGCCGUUCGUUCGAAGCGUUUACGGCCGCCUGGCCGAUGGAGCCAUUCCAAAAUGGAAUAACUCUGAAUGGCCGUGGACUCGCAUGCCGACAUAUUUAGAGGGAGGAGGUGUCGUCAUUGCAGGUAGUGCAGUUCGUUCGUUAUUGGCAGCCAUGCAAACGACCCCUUAUUUCAUCAAGGACGACAUCUACCUCACUGGAUUGUGUGCGGAAAAAGCUCGACUUCAAAUGCGCACAUCGCCACGGAUAUUCGCUGAUCAAUCUGAAAUGUAUCCGAACCCGUGUUUCGUGCGCGGCAACGUGAUGUGGUCAUCAAAGUCAGAAGAUCACGUGCUUACGUCGCACUUUGUCACUGAAAGUUUUUACCGGAACGCCACAAACGCGCGCUGCGUUCUUACAACUUACGUGCUCAAUCCGAACGACACGUUGGGUGUGUUUGUUGACAGGACAAUCAACACGCCCGCAGUAGUGUCAGAAUUUCAUUUCAAACCUGUGAUUCAUAAAAAGUGGGUCUCCAUUUUCACGUCAACCAAGCCAAGCGCACGCAAGACAAUUGCCAACAAGAUGUCACUCAUAUCUUAG
Daphnia carinata is the source of this 2580-nucleotide messenger RNA. RefSeq lists its product as uncharacterized. NCBI's taxonomy places the organism in Eukaryota, Metazoa, Arthropoda, Branchiopoda, Diplostraca, Daphniidae. Gene Ontology annotation, cellular component: membrane. Gene Ontology annotation, molecular function: hexosyltransferase activity. The transcript has 6 exons. The coding region runs from base 22 to 2580 and encodes 852 amino acids. The record is from RefSeq and is a predicted model, not a curated record.